AUGAUCCGUAACAGGUCAAUUAGGGAAAAUCUGUCCCAGCAACAGCCGGGCCCGCUGCCGCUGUUCGCAGCCCGCCGCCCGGCGUGUGUCCUGCUGCAGCCCGACCUGCCCCCUGUGCCCGGCCACUCGGAGCUUGCCCCGGGCUACCGUCGGUGCCCGCACCUGCCCGCGGAGCUGCGGAACCCGGACGGGCCGCCGCGGCGGCUCAGCUCCGUGGGAGGGGUUGUCACCAGCUUCAUCAUCCUGGGCAUGGGACCGGGCAGGCAGCUCCCCACCAAGACCUGGGGGCUCCGUUUCGGCCAGGCAACAGCCCCCGAGGCGGCGGGAGGCAGGGCAGAGGCUGGCGAGGGCGGCCUGUGGCUGGAGCAGAGGUGGGGGGGUACCUGCCGGGAGACAACCGCCGGCCACUGCCCCGGUUGCUCAGGGGAACGGCAUGGGUUGCCAGCCAGCGAAAAUAUAAACGAACAGCAGCGAGUGGGAGAGCCGGCACUGCCGCCUGCCUCGCAGGCUGACCCUGCUCCCAGCCACAGCCGAGCAUCCUUGCCUCAGCAAGCUCGGCCAAGCGGGAAGCCGGGCGGUGACAAACCCAUCCACUGGCAUCCGGAGAAAGAUUUUGUGAGAAGUCAGAAGAACCAUACGCUAAUUUUCACCAAGGAAAACACAAUUCGCAACUGCAGCUGCUCGGUGGAUAUCCAUGACUGCGACUACUGCCUGGCAAACUUGAUGUGCAAUUGCAAAACAGUGCUGCCUUCUACCAUGGAAAAAACUACCUACAAGAGCCACCUCACCAUUUGGUUCACAGACACCUCUGUGCUGGAGAUGCUUCUCAACUUCACAAGGGUGCGGGAUUUGAAGCUGUCCUUCUGUGGCACCACUCCUCUCCCAACAGAAUACUUGGCCAUUUGGGGACUUCGAAAGCUGCGGGUAAAAAAGGUCAAGGGACUGUUUCCAGAGCAGAGUGUAACCAUCUACAGCAGCAGCAACAAUGAAAAAGAAAACUCACUCGCAAUGCACAACAAGGACAGGCAAAUGCUUGCACAUAUUUCUUUUCUGGAUACCUCUCUUUUCAAUGGAUAUUCUUUGCUGAAGUCAUACAGUGUGGAAAACGUCUCUAGUAUCAUGGAGCACUUUCCCAGCCUGCUGUACUCUGAUGUUUCCUCAACCUCAGAUAACAAGAGCUAUGUUGUAACAUUCAUUUACUGAGUUAUUUGACAUAUUCAGUAGUCAGAGGCAUGUUAGACUGCUAAGAGACUGACAAGACUUCUUUAAGUCUGUCUCGUUUGGCCAGGAGGAGCUGUUAGGCGAUGAACAGUUCUGACUGUGAUAGCACUCUACAAGGAGGUGUUUUAAGACAGACAGACUCAGACUGAUUUAGUAAAUGCCUUCUUAAAGAACAAAGAAAAUGUGAAAUGACUGUUUUAGAAAGCAUUGAUACAAAUUCUUUCUAUAUAUUGUACGCUGAGAAUUGAUAUCUACAGACAAGUUUUGUUCUAAGGUUGCACCUCAGACAGAAAAAGACAUAACCAUGUUAUCUCCAGUUGUAAAGGAACCUGAGCCUCCCAGAGAGUCACUGCGGUUAGCUGGCAGCUCAGGAGGUCUCCAGCGCAACUGCCUGCCCCAAGGAGAGCCACCUCUGGGAUCAGGCUUCUCAGGGGGUUCUGCAGUCAGGUCCCAAAACCCAAGGAUGGAGCCUGCACAACCUCAUUGGGCAACCUGCUCCACUGCCUGCCUGUCCUCUUGGGGAAACUUUUUUCCAUGGAUGGACCCCAGCCUCCUCUUCUUCAGACUGAGCAAGCCCAGAUCCCUCACACUGUUCUCAAUGUCACAUGCACCAGCCACGGACUGACCAUCUUGAUGCCUCUCCACUGGACUGCUUCGGUUGAUCCAUAUCUUUCUUGCACUAGGAGGGGCAGAACUGCCUGCAGUACUCUGUAUGGAGUCUAGUAAGUGCUGGGACAAGGAAAAUAAUCCCUUCCUUCCACCUACUGGCCAUGCCCCUGUCGAUACAGCCCACUGCUGGCAGGUUCAAUGUGUGUGAGGUGGUUACAGGUUACUCAAACUAGGAGUGCAGAGGUGUCCUUACCCUCUGGUACGUGGUCAGAGCUGGGAAGCCUCUACUGGGGCUGUGUGACACAGCCUCUUGUGAAAGCAGGGACAGGCUAUGCAGACACCCUCCAACCUCAGCACCCAGUAAAGGCAUGUUUAGAGGAUGACCAGGAAGCCAUGUUCUUUGCCAAGCCAUGGCAAAGAAAGCAUGGCAAAGCACUGGGCAGGAGGCCACCUGACAGGUGAGACGCCAUGCUCAUAAAGGUGUUCCCAGGGAAAUGCCUGUCCCUUGCACAUGAAGUGUGCUGACACCUGCAAUUUCCCCAAAUGCCAGGAGCUUGACUUCACCUUCUUUGAUAAUGGCAAGCUCUGUCAAUGUUCUCCUCUACAAGAAAGCAGAAAAAUCCCAUCCAAUAACUUGUCUGAUAAGGGAGGCAAGGCUUCUGGCAGACAUGUAGCAAACAAUUUUUAGAUGCAUUGAGGGAAACAUAUGCUGGGACUAUUGAUGUAGCACACAGUCUGCUCCUUGCCCAUUUCUGCAGCAUUUGCAUUCUGUGAGGUACAAAUAAGACCAGGAACCAUCCGUAUAGUACAAUACAGGCCUUGGAAUACUAAGUCCUAACAGUCUGUCAUUGCCAGCAAAGAAUUACAUGAAACUGGGAUAAAAUAUGUGUACUGAAGGGAAUGGCUAUCAAGAUUUUGAGGAACCAAUGAGGUUGCUUCAACAACUUUAAAGAGGGACUUCUUUUGUAACUGCAAUCAAUGUCACAGCAGUUUUGCCAGGAAGCAAAACUUAAUCUUCCAGAAUACUUAAAUACAUGCACACCUUCCAUGACUGUGAGUUCUCCCACUCAACUCAACCAUGUGGUAACUACUGAAUUAAUGGAGUUUAUUUGCAACUGCAAAUUAACAGAUUUAAGCACAUGAGUGUUUGAAGGCUGAGGAUUGAACUCGGUUUAACUCAACCAGACAACUAUAAAAUCAGCUGUUGUAAAGCCCUUAUUUCCUUUGUCAGCACCUGGGCAACAAAUUGCAAGCCUUCUUCCCACAUCAUAGAUAUUUCUGGUGAUACCUCUCACAACUGUGUCAUGACAGGAGCAGGAGCUGGGCUGACAGAGAUUGGUGACAGUGGGGUGGUGGUGUUCUGGGCACGUUACAUGCCUGGAAUGUAAUACAGACACAGGCAAACCAUUCUUAAUGUCUCCCCCAGGCAUCCCAUGCUCCAAGUGCCUCCAAGAACACUAACCUUGCCUUCACAAACUGGCUAGUCACUAAUCGUGCACAGAAUACUAUUGUAAAUAAAAACCAGAGCUGGCACACACAA
This is a messenger RNA of Pezoporus flaviventris, 3370 nucleotides long. It is a transcript of the gene EPCIP, whose product is annotated as exosomal polycystin 1 interacting protein. The transcript has 4 exons. NCBI's taxonomy places the organism in Eukaryota, Metazoa, Chordata, Aves, Psittaciformes, Psittacidae. The record is from RefSeq and is a predicted model, not a curated record. The coding region runs from base 1 to 1203 and encodes 400 amino acids.